This is a messenger RNA of Capsicum annuum, 2182 nucleotides long. RefSeq names its product lysM domain receptor-like kinase 3. Gene Ontology annotation, biological process: innate immune response; protein phosphorylation. The record is from RefSeq and is a predicted model, not a curated record. The transcript has 12 exons. Gene Ontology annotation, molecular function: ATP binding; transmembrane receptor protein kinase activity. Lineage: Eukaryota; Viridiplantae; Streptophyta; Magnoliopsida; Solanales; Solanaceae. The coding region runs from base 224 to 1978 and encodes 584 amino acids.
GCUCAUUUUAUUAUGAAUAAUAUUGAGAGUUGCAAUGCAACUUAUAACUACUUUUCUUUAAAACUUCCUCCUAUUAAGUCCGUAGAGUGACCAGUAACAAAUCCCCUAGGCUGGUACUACGUGUCAAGUGUGUGACGACGACUCGUAGGGUAAGUCCUAGCCUAAUAAUAGUAUUUUCCCCCAUAAAUGGUACUUGUUUGUGGAAGAUCAAAUUAAAGCAAGAAUGUAUAUUAGUGGUAUUAUCCAAAGGAUGAGGAUAAUCGUAUCUGUGAUCAUGUACUACUACUUAUUUCCAGCUGAUUCAAGCUGCACAUAUGGCUGUCCCUUAGCUUUAGCUUCAUAUUCAUACAGUUAUUAUGGUACUAUUAAUUAUGAUGAGCUGAAAGAAGUGGCCAGAUUAGCCGCCCAGCAUUUCUCUAACAUAUCUGCUUCUGAAAUCCUUAGUUACCCUACUUCCAUAGAGCAUGGGUGGGACGGUCUUGACACGACGAUUUAUAACAUACCCUUCAGCUGUGACUGCCUUAAUGGCGAGUACUUGGGACACGUCUUCCCAUACACUGUUUCCUCUGGGGAUUCUUAUGGUUACAUAGCGGAGCACAGAUAUUCCCAUUUGAUAACUGCUGAGUGGUUGAUGUGGUUUAACAAUAACCGGGCAGUAACAUUGAUGGUCAUAGUGAAUUGCUCCUGCGGGAAUGAACAUGUGUCCAAGGAUUAUGGUUUGUUUAUUACGUAUCCAAUGAAGCCAGGAGAAAAUUUGAAGUCUAUCGCGUUGAAUACAAAUACAAGCUCCGAGUUGAUCCAAAUGUACAAUCCAGGGUUGAAUUUCAGCGCUGGCACGGGUCUGCUCUACAUUCCAGGCAGAGAUAAAUUUGGGAACUAUCCACCUAUGCCAACCAGCAAAGGUUCAUCAGGUAAAUCUAUUACUGGAAAGGCAGUAGCGCCACUAGCUGCAGUAGCUGGAGUUACGUUACUCAUAUGGAUCAUGUACGUGGGAUUUUAUAGAAAGAAGGAACAAAAGGUUGUGCCACACAUCUCAGCAUCUGCUGUUCAAUCGCAUGCAUCUGGUCAGGGCCUUUUUGGCGUAGCCAUUGACAAAUCUGUGGAGUUCUCAUACAAAGAACUUGCUAGGUCGACUAAUGGCUUUAGCGUUUCUAAUAAGAUUGGAGAAGGUGGCUUUGGAGCUGUUUAUUAUGCUGAGCUGAGAGGCAAGGCAACAGCAAUAAAGCAAAUGAAUAGGCAAGCAAAAACUGAAUUUCUUGCUGAACUGAAAAUUUUGACGCGUGUUCAUCACCUGAACCUGGUGUGCUUGAUAGGAUAUUGUGUGGAGAGGUAUCUCUUCCUUGUAUAUGAGUACAUUGACAACGGUAAUCUAAGCCAACAUCUACGCGGGAAGGACACACUGCCAUGGUCAACGAGGGUGCAAAUUGCACUAGAUUCUGCCAGGGGUCUUGAAUAUAUACAUGAACACACCGUUCCUUUCUAUAUCCAUCGUGAUAUUAAAUCAGCAAAUAUCCUGAUAGACAAAAACUUCCAUGCAAAGAUUGGAGAUUUUGGCUUAACGAAACUGGUUGAAAAUGGAAAUUCAAUUAUAUCUACACGUUUUAUGGGUACAUUUGGAUACAUGCCACCAGAGUAUGGUCAUUCAGGAAUUGUCUCAACUAAAAUAGAUGUCUAUGCUUUUGGCGUCGUCCUUUAUGAAAUAAUUUCAUCCAAGGAAGCGAUAGUCAAGGAAGAUGAUGUAGAUGAAGCAAGAAGCCUUGUUGCUUUGUUUGGAGAAGCUCAUGAUCAUCCAAAUUCAAUUGAAGGCAUUUCCAGAUUGAUAGACCCGAAACUCAAAGAUAACUACCCGUUUGAUUCAGUCCACAAGAUGGCACAGCUUGCUAAAGCAUGUACAGAGAAAGAUCAUGAGAUGCGGCCGACUAUGAGAUCAGUAGUGGUUGCACUUAUGGCGCUCUCAUCAUCCACAGAGAACGGAUAAUUUAAAGUACGAUUGCGGGAGUUACGAUAUUGUAUAUUGUAUGAUGAUAAUUUUUCGCGGUACUUUUGAAUAUUGAAGUUACAGAACUUACCAACAACAUCCAGGUAUUGAUUAAAACAAGUGAAAUUGAACAGUUAAGUGACAGAAGUCCUGGUAACCAAAACCUGGUAGACAUUUUUCAAUAAAAAAAAUUUUCACCUAAAA